AUGGACCCAGGCGGAAAUAAAAUAAGCGGUAGUUCGGUAGUAGGCUCUGGCAGUCAAGAUUCAAGAAAAACUAGUACCCCACAGCGGUUUACUUCACCAAGAAGGAUUUUGAGAUCCCCUAGUCUUUCGACAAUAUCGUCUCCUGCACUGUCGACUAGAUCUAAACAAAAUCAGAGCGUCGAAGAAAUUUUCAAGAGUUUGUCAAUAAGUGAGGAAAUUCGUUCAACACCAAGUAUUAGCGAACAAGGUGAUAUUUCGAUUGAUGAAUAUACCGAAGAAAACUAUGACCAAUAUUUUAACAAAAUAAGGCGUCAACCAAUCAAUAAAAACCAAUGCAAAACGUAUAAACCCAGUGCAAAAGACACUCUGUACGCCAAAAUCUUCGAUGAACCAUCUGACACAAAGGCAAUAACGUUAGAAUUCUUUCGUUUAUAUCAACAAGCACCAGAUGCUGCUAUCAAACAACUGAUUAAAUUAUGUAUUGAUGUGGCAGGAUUCCACAAGUUCGAUCCAGAACCUCAUUUCUUGAUUAACGAAUACGACAAAUCUUCAAAACGUAUCAUUGAAAUGUUAGUUUCGGAUGAGAAUUUACUCAAAUAUUCAACAAUAAGGGAAGGUAAAUACCUUCUGAGGGAACGACCCACAAAUUUUAUCAAAUACAUAAAAAUGGGCAUUUAUAAUUUUAUACAGAAAUUAAUACAACAAGCGCAUUUUAAUAACAUCCUUUAUGAUGAGAUUUUUAUUAAGUGUUUGAUCAGUUUCUUAAAGUGUAUGGCAAGAAGCAGAUGUAGAUGUCUAAAACAUGCUGGUGUAAUAAUGGUUUCAAAAAUGCUGACUGCAGUAGUCCUAGUCUUGAACGAUGUGUCUCAAAAUUCUAUAUCAGAAAAUAACAAUACUUCUACAGAAGAAAAAAACCGGAUCCUCAUCAGUCUCAUUGAGGGUCUCUAUAUGAUAUUUUACAAAUACUGCCGAACUCGAGAUGAUAUGAUAAAGAACAUGAGAGUUGAGUGUAUACAUGAAACAAAAACAUGGAUAAAAUAUUUUCCGAAACUGUUUAUAAAUGAUUUUGAAAUAUUUGAAAUUGUCAUGAAACUGAUGAUAGAUCCCUCUAAAGAAGUUAGAAUGGCAGCAUUGGAAGUAUGCGAAGAGCUGCUGCAAAUCGCUUCAGUACGAGAAUCAAUCAAACCUAACCAGGACGUAUUGUUGACAGCAAUAGCAGGAAGAUUUUGUGAUGUGGACAUUCCAUUGUCCGUCAAAGCCGUAGACAUAUUUACUCUGAUAUUAAAAUUCGAUCUUAAAUUUAUAAACGACGAAAUAUGUACUAAAGUGGUAGAUAUAAUAUUCAACAAGUACGCGCCAUUGGGAAAAGCGGCCUGUCGGUUUUUCUCCUUAUGGUUAGAUUUGGCACAGAAAUGUCCUGAUGAAAUAAUCAUUUACAUCGCUAGGAUUUUUACUUCCAGGAAUCACAAAUACGGAAAGGAAAUUGUGGUGGAUGGGUUUUUGGAUUCAUGCACGCAUAUGGACAACUGGAAACUAUUCUGUAAGUUAAUUGUGACAGAAGUCGAAGAUAAUGAACUAAAGGAGGCCUUAGCUCAGCUGUUUUCAGAAGCUGUAAAACAACGAGUAUCCGGAACAGUCGGCAUACCUAGGCUUAUGUCAAAACCAGUUAAGCCAGAUACCCAUACACUUCAUAACGAUCUAGCUAAGAUGCUACCCUGUUUAGAUUCAAUACUGGUGGCAGAAACUAACAUUAGUAUUCUCAAGAAAGUUUUGGAAAUUAUUCUGAAACUGGAUGUAACUGUAUUAGAUGAGGAUUAUUGCAAGGAAUUUGGCGAUAUAUCAAGCUCAGCCAGAAACUUAUUUAAUACUCAAUACGAUUUAAAAUUGUUGGACUUGUCGGCACAAGUUUUGCACCAUUUUACACAAGCUGGUGUUUACGCCGAAAGAGGAAGCAAACAUGCGAAAAUUAUCUGUCAAGAGAAUGUAGACACGUUUCUUCAGUUACUGAAUACACAAAGCGAUCACCUACCAAUAGUGGCAAAUAGAGUUGCAAUUUUAUUUCAGUACUUUGAUUUGAGUGAGGAAUUAAACUUCAUGGAUCCUACUGGCAUGAAUGAAACGAUGAUGGUGCCCAUUUUAAAAUGCUGUUCUUGGCACUUACUAUGGAAUUUAAGAAAACUUAAACAUCAAGCUCAGUUAAGAAAGACUGAAAAUUUGAACCUGAAGAUCAAAAACCUCGGUGUUGGAAUCCGAGACUUUUUAACAGUUUGCAUCAGCAUGUUGCAAAAGGUUCAGGCUUAUAGAAACAACGAAGAAUUUAUACAAAUGUUUCAUAUCUUUUGUCAAACAAGUACAACGUUCACUCAAGAAUGUGAAGUUGCAAAAAAGAUUAAUGUAAGCUUCAAGGAAUUGAGUCUGAACGUUGAAGAACCUGCAGAACGACAAUUUUUGCAGAAACUAGUCGACGCUAAAAUUAUUUGUAAUAAUGCAAUGCCACUAGAUGAACGAAGACGAUUGUUGGAAGUUUAUGUUAGAGCCAUACAUCUGGGCAUUCUUCCUAUACAAACGUUGCACAAGGUGUACAAAUAUUUUCAUUCAUUCAACGAAGAUUAUGGUGAAUUGAUAGAAGCUUCCCUAAAAACUCUUCACACGAUGGAUGCUCUCGUUACACCCUACCCUAUUUAUCAUACAUUAAAAGAAGUUUUUGAGGACAUUCUCGAAAGAUAUAAUGGCGUUGUAGAUAUUAGGUCCGAAGAAGGAACACAACUAAUGAAACUUGCCAAUCAAUUUGCCACCUCUAAGAUUUUACGUGAGUCUAGUAUCCUGUUCAGAAUAUUGAUACUUCUUUUUGAUUAUGCAUUUAAAGAUGAGCAAAAACUUGUCUUCCUACACAUUGCAAAACAUUUCUUUAACGCUAUCGACAACAAUGAUACUAAGAAAAAAACACAAUCAGUGUUUAAGCGAAAAAUUAAGCCGGAAUUUGAAAAGAACGAUUCUGUGCUAUUUUUUGUAUCAUUAAUGAAGUUAUCGUUGAAAGAAAGCAGUACGGGACCGGCUAAACAGAGAAGAAGCUCUACGAUAGAAAAUGUAUCUCCCAAUCAAAGCAAAAUACAAGAUCUAUCCAAACAGACUGAUGUAACAACAACAGAACAUUAUUCACCUAGAAAGAGAUCUAGACGCAUUUAA
This is a messenger RNA of Diabrotica balteata, 3186 nucleotides long. The record is from the annotation of a GenBank genome assembly. NCBI's taxonomy places the organism in Eukaryota, Metazoa, Arthropoda, Insecta, Coleoptera, Chrysomelidae.